UCAAUAAAUCUCAUUCUUUGUGUGGAAAUACACUCCCAAUUAAGCAUCUCCUUUUCUAUAUUUUAAUGGAUUCUGCAUCUUUCUUUCCCAAUAUUAUUGCUGCUAUUUCAGUCAUCCUCUUGCUUUCCAACACAGCAUGUGAAGCUCAGCUUUCUACUACAUUUUAUGGCAAUUCAUGCCCAAAUGCACUCGCCACAGUCCGCACAUCCAUCCGACAAGCAGUAUCCCGGGAGCGCCGGAUGGCUGCGUCUAUCAUUCGCCUCCAUUUUCAUGAUUGCUUUGUUCAGGGCUGUGAUGCAUCAAUCCUACUUGACGAAACCCCAUCUAUACAAACAGAGAAGACUGCAUCUCCAAACAAUAAUUCUGCAAGAGGUUAUGGAGUGAUUGAAACUGCCAAGAGGGAGGUUGAGAAAAUAUGUCCAGGAGUUGUUUCCUGCGCAGAUAUACUCGCAGUAGCAGCCCGGGAUGCCUCAGCUGCUGUUGGUGGUCCGUCAUGGAAUGUGAAACUUGGGAGAAGGGAUUCUACAACUGCAAGUCAUUCUUUAGCCAACGCUAUUGGAAGUUGACAAGGCUGCUAACAAAGCAGCUGAAUUGGAAAGACAUGAAGGAUCUGGUUGAAGAAUCAGCAGUACAAUCAGCAAUUGAACAAUUGGCAGCCAGCUUGCAAUAACAGAAUGAGAAUUCUCUAGAAGAAGGAAGAGGAAUUUUUGUGUUAGUUAGGGAAUUUGUUGAGAGAACGUGUUUGUAAAUUAUUCCUUCUAGAAUAGCCUAUUUUUGUGUAUAUAUACUGUGAUAUUCUGUACAUUUUAGCAAGCAGAAAAAUCAAUACAAUUCUUUACUUCAUUUC
This is a messenger RNA of Olea europaea var. sylvestris, 847 nucleotides long. RefSeq names its product lignin-forming anionic peroxidase-like. The coding region runs from base 66 to 566 and encodes 166 amino acids. Gene Ontology annotation, molecular function: peroxidase activity; heme binding. Lineage: Eukaryota; Viridiplantae; Streptophyta; Magnoliopsida; Lamiales; Oleaceae. The transcript has 2 exons. The record is from RefSeq and is a predicted model, not a curated record. Gene Ontology annotation, biological process: response to oxidative stress.